UCAGAUUCUCUGACUGACAGAAACCAAACACAAACUGAGAAAAGCAAAAUCUUGAGCAAAAUGAAGUUCUUUGGUUGUACACUAGCUUGUCUUUUGGUCCUGAAUGGCGCCUGCAAAGUUUCAGCCGGAGGCAUCCGCCCUGCCUUGUCCGUACAUGAUACUUCUUUGUAUCCACAAAUCUUCUCUGUUGUUACGUCUCGAGAUGUGGCAUCUACCUACGGAUCUUCCUGGGACAUUCAACAUGCCGGAAGCCGUCGUCUUCGCGAGGAAGAUGACAAUCUCGUUCAGCUUGGCGUCGUUGUCCACAACGAAAUCGAAGCCGCUCAUUUUGAACACCUUGAAACUUCGGGAGUGUUGAGCUACGAAGCCGUGGAGAACGAAGGCAACGCUCAACGUCUUCUCCAGGGCAUCAAUCAAGAAUUGAGUUGCUACCGUACCGUUCAAGAGACUUUUGAUGCCGUGGACGAGUUGGCUGCCCAGUAUUCGGACUUUGUCCGAGUGGAGACCAUUGGUGAAUCCUGGAGAAAGCAGAACGGGGACGGCGGAUUUGACAUCAAGAUCAUGGUUCUUUCCGCUCCUACUAGCGACCCUGCCGUGAACAAGGUGGACAUGAUGGUAGUCGCAGGUCACCACAGUCGAGAACUGCCCCCGCCGGAAGCAGUCAUGAAAUGGGCUACUCUUCUUUUGGAAGGCUUCGGGAAGGAUGCGGAUUUGACGUGGAUUCUGGAACGUACCAACAUCCACAUUGUUCCCAUUGCCAACCCCGAUGGACGCCAGAUUGUACAAGAGAAUCUUGACUGGAUGUACCGCAAGAAUGCUCAUCCUUUUGGCUGUGAGAAUGGAACGGCAUUGGAGGGUGUGGACCUCAACCGCCAAUAUCCCAUGAUGUGGGGCAAUGACACUGGUUCCAGCGGCGAUCCCUGUUCCACGGCCUUUCGUGGACCAGCCCCCUUGUCCGAACCGGAGUCGAAUGCGGUCUUUACCUAUGCCAGCCAACUCUUUGCCGAUGACAUGAAAAAAGGAUCCAUCGAAGAGGCAGAGGCAAAAGUGGAUGAAGCUUGCCCCGAAGACGCAACGGGUAUCUUUAUUGAUGUUCAUUCGUACGGAGAUUUCGUCUACUUUCCAUUUGGCUUUGAAGACCGGAUGGCACCCAAUCACCGUAGCCUUUUGACCAUGAGCAGCAAGUUGGCACAUCCCGGGAACUAUUCCCUUUGGGGUCCUGGCCAGGAUGGCUUUUUGUACUUUGUUUCCGGGGACGCCACGGAUGCAACCUACGGCAUCAAUUGUGUUGCCUCGUUUGGCUUUGAGAUUGGAUCCCAGUUCUAUGCGGACUGUUUUGAACUCGAGUCGAGCAUUGCCCCCAAGCUACACGAGUCUCUGCUCUACGCCGCCAAGUCGGCAAUUUCGCCGUACACCAUACCCUUGGGGCCCGAUGUGUUGACCAUUUCGGUGGACACCACUACUGCUAGUUCCGCCCAGCUCACAGUGGCUGUGAGUGAUGCCGCACUCAUUGUGGAUCAUGCCAAGUUUGAUGGCAAUCUCAGCCAGGCCAUUGCACAAGUUCGCGUCUUUGUUGAUGAGCAUCCGUAUGAUAAUGACGGUGUGGAAGGAUUGCUCAUGGACGCUCAGGAUGGAUCUUUUGAUGAGGAAGACGAAGUUGCCACCUACUCCUUGGAUACAUCGGAAUUGAUGGUUGGGCGGCAUGUCUUGUACUUUCAGGCGACCGACAGUGAAGGCUAUGCAGGUCCCGUGGCUGCCGUAUUCCUGGAUGUGGACGAUUAUGCUAGUAGCAAUGUCGGGUCUCCUUUAGGUGUAUCCAAAAUUGGACUAGGUGACGACUUUGCGGCUGAUGGGUUGGCUUUUGUACAGGCUUCGUCAUCUCCAUCGAUGAAUUGUGGUUUACUUAUGGUUUGUGCUACUGCCAUUGCGGGAGCCAUUGCCAGCCUCAUGGUGUAAAACGGAAUGAACCAGGUAGACGAUUUUGAAGAUGGCGAUAAGGUCUGGAGCGAUGUGGCAGUUUUGGUUGCAGUAGGGCCCGUCAGGUUGAGGAGAGUCGAGUCGUGAGAAGUACUACAUGUAACGAAUAUAACAAUGAAUGUAUCCGUU
Messenger RNA from Seminavis robusta, 2106 nucleotides. The record is from the annotation of a GenBank genome assembly. Lineage: Eukaryota; Bacillariophyta; Bacillariophyceae; Naviculales; Naviculaceae.